Molecule: messenger RNA, 7997 nt
Organism: Panicum virgatum (switchgrass)
Lineage: Eukaryota; Viridiplantae; Streptophyta; Magnoliopsida; Poales; Poaceae
Exons: 6
Coding region: 113-5677 (1854 amino acids)
Biological process (GO): positive regulation of transcription by RNA polymerase II
Cellular component (GO): nucleus
Molecular function (GO): histone binding; ATP binding; ATP hydrolysis activity
Source: RefSeq, a predicted model, not a curated record
GCACCACCCCUUUCCCCGUUGGGUAGGAAACGAGACCCAGCCCGGGCCGCCGAACCAUACCCACCCUAAACCCCCAUCGAGGUCGAGUCGUCGCCUCGGCGAGAGCCGCGUGAUGCCUCCGUCGAAGCCCAAGCGGCGGCGCGGCGGCGCCUCCUCGCGCGGCCGGAAGAAGCAGAAGCACCUCGACGCGAUCCGCGACGUCGCGCCGCCGCCACCUCCCCCGGCGCCCCUGGGCGGCGGCGGCGGCGGCGCCGACGACGACGAAGAAUACGACGCCGAGGGCAUCCGCCGCAGCACGCGGGUGCGCCGCGCGCCGGUCGUCCUCGACACGUCACCGCUCCCUUCGCCCCGCCGCAAGAGGCCUCGCCGCGGCGGCGCGGUGGGCGCGAGCGGGAGCUCGCGGAGGGGGAGCCGGGGCAGGGCGCGGGACGAAGCGGAUGCCGGGGGGAUGGAGGAUGAGGACGACGAGGGUAGCGUGGCGUGGCGCUCGCGGCUGAGGGAUAGGGUUAAGGGGAAGGCCAAGCUGGAGGGGCGGGCAAGGAGCCUGUGGUUCGAAGAUGAAGAGUACGGGGAGGAGAAGGAGGAGGAUGAAGAGGAAGAGGCCAGGAUGCUGGUGGUGGACGUUCGCGAGAGGGCUGAGGACGACGAGGUGAGCGAGGAGAGUGGAGGUUUGCAGUCGCAAGGGAGGGAACUGAGGGAUAGAGAGAUAAAUUUAACAAUCGAUUUGAAUGUAGACACACACGAGGCCGUGGAGGGCGUCAAUGUAGUAGAAAAGGAAGAGGGAGAAAAGGGAGAGAAGGUUGGGGAGGAAGAAGUGUCAGCAGAGCAAGAGGAAGAGGAGGAAGGACCGACGGUAGGUGCUAGAAAUGAUCUAGAAGAAGGCAAGGGAGAGGAAAUGGUUGAAGAGGAGGGUUUGCAGCGGGAGGAGGAAACUGAAGAGUUGGAAUUGCCUGUAUCCGGAGGAAACGGUAGCGAUGAGAGCAAUGAGGAGGUUAGGGCCAGCAAUUCAGGCGGAACUGAGCAGCUUGUCAUGCAAAAUGAACAGGUUGCAGAAGAGAGCAACCUUCCUGCUGAGCAGCAAAUGCAACUGGACCCAUCUGGUCCUGCGGAGCAAGAGGAAGAGGUCCAUCAGGAUGAACAGAUGGGUCAUGUCCCAGAUGUGAUAUUGGCUAAGGGUGGACCAAAGGAGAGGACACGGAAAUCUCCCAUUUCAGAUGAAAAACAGGGUGCUAAGGUGGUCAAAGAAGGUAGGAGAUGUGGGCUCUGUGGUGGAGGGACUGAUGGAAGACCACCUAAGAUUGCAUUGCAUGAUUCUGUUGACAGUGACAAUGAAGCCUACGAGGGGGCUUUGCCUUCAGAAGAGCCCAACUAUGAUAUGUGGGAUGGAUUUGGUGAUGAUCCUGGAUGGCUUGGGAGGUUGUUGGGUCCAAUUCACGACCGUUUUGGCAUUGCACGUGUCUGGGUUCAUCAGAACUGUGCCGUUUGGAGUCCUGAGGUUUACUUUGCUGGUUUGGGGUGUCUAAGAAAUGUAAGAGCCGCGCUUUGCCGUGGAAGGCUUCUGAAAUGCUGUCGAUGCGGCAGACCUGGAGCGACUAUCGGGUGUCGCGUUGAUCGUUGCCCGAAAACCUACCAUUUGCCUUGUAGUCGAGCAGAAGCCUGUAUAUUUGAUCACCGGAAGUUUCUUAUAGCUUGUAACGAUCAUCGUCAUCUCUUCCAACCCCAAGGAGAUAAGUAUGUUGAACUGCUCAGAAAACUGAAGAUAAAAAAGAUGAAGGCAGAUAUCAGAAAGCUGUCACACGAUGCAUGGAGAAAGGACAGAGAGGCUGAGGAAAAAUGGUUGGAGAACUGUGGGGAAGAUGAAGAGUUCUUGAAACGUGAGGGCAAAAGGCUAAAUAGAGACCUUUUGCGCAUUGCACCUGUUUAUAUAGGAGGCUCCUCUGAAAAUGACAAGUCAUAUCGUGGUUGGGAAUCUGUUGCUGGGCUCAGUGAUGUUAUUCAGAGCAUGAAGGAGGUGGUGAUACUACCUCUUCUCUAUCCUGAGUUCUUUAGCUCUUUAGGUCUUACACCUCCGAGAGGUGUUCUGCUGCAUGGCCACCCUGGUACCGGUAAAACACUUGUUGUGAGGGCACUAAUAGGGGCAUGUUCUCAAGGUAACAGGAGGAUUGCUUAUUUUGCUCGGAAAGGUGCUGAUUGUUUGGGUAAAUAUGUUGGUGACGCUGAGCGACAGUUAAGACUUCUAUUUCAGGUUGCUGAACGAUGUCAGCCUUCUAUCAUAUUUUUUGAUGAGAUAGAUGGUUUAGCACCUUGUAGAUCCAGACAACAAGACCAGACACACAAUUCAGUUGUGGCAACUUUGCUUUCAUUGCUUGAUGGUUUGAAAUCAAGAGGCUCGGUUAUAGUGAUUGGGGCUACAAAUCGCCCUGAUGCUAUUGAUCCUGCUCUUAGGAGACCAGGAAGGUUUGAUCGUGAGAUAUACUUUCCACUUCCAACAUUUGAGGAUAGAUCUGCUAUUCUGUCACUGCAUACAAGAAACUGGCCAAGUCCUAUUUCAGGUGCAUUCUUGUCACUUAUUGCUAGCCAAACUGUUGGAUAUGCUGGUGCUGAUCUGCAGGCAAUCUGCACACAAGCUGCAAUAAAUGCUUUGAAAAGAACCUGCCCGUUACAUGAGAUUUUGCGGUCUGCUGAGAAAGGAGUUGAGCAUGGGCGAGUUCCUUUACCAUCGGUUCUCGUGGAGGAAAGAGAUUGGUUAGCUGCUCUUGCAGCUGCUCCCCCACCCUGUUCACAAAGAGAAGCAGGGAUUGCUGCAAAUGAUCUAGUUUCCUCACCUCUAGAUUCCUGUCUUGUAACAAGUCUUCUUAAACCAUUGGUGCACCUGCUUAUUUCUCUGUAUUUGGAUGAACGUGUAUGGUUACCUUUGUCCCUUCUUAAGGCAUCUGGCUCUAUUAAAGAAGUUGUGUUCUCAUCCAUGGAAAAGAAUAGUGUACCCCGCACUUUCUGGUCUACUUAUCUUAAUUCUUUGAUUCAACAAAAGGAUAGUGCAAAUAGAAUUAAAACAAUCCUCUCAAGUUGUGGCCUAGUAUCUGCACAACUAGGAAAUCAUGAUUCGAUGUUGCCAAGCCAUGUUGAAACACAGGACAUUUUUUGCGGCAGCAGAUUAAAUUCCACUGGUUCUCAUAUGAAAGGAGGGUUACCACAUAAGUUAUCAGGGUUUCGAGUUUUAGUUGCUGGAGCACCCAGAUCAGGCCAGCAACACCUAAUUCGUUGCCUACUUCAUGGUUUUAUGGGCCAGAUUGUAAUACACAAGCUUGAUCUCGCAACUAUGGCGCAGGAGGGAAAUGGUGAUAUUCUUAGUGGACUGACACAAAUUCUUUUAAAAUGCCUAAAUCUUGGAAGGUGCAUCAUCUACAUGCCUAGAAUUGAUUUAUGGGCAGUUGAUAAGGUCCAUAGUCAGACAGAAGAUACUAUGCUCAAUAUGGAUACAAGUGAUUUAGCAUCCUCAACCAUCAAUCACACAAGGAAAUGUUCUGAAGUUUGGAAUGCGUUGGUUGAGCAGAUGGAUUCAUUGUUAGCUUCUGUAUCAAUAAGUGUUCUGUCCACUAGUGACGUGAGAUUUCAAGAUCUUCCUAGUGGAGUAAGAGGUUUCUUCAGCACACAUGUUGUGGAUCAAUGCUUUGCUUCUUCUGAACACACAAUUCCAAGAUUUUCUGUGAACAUUGAUAGCCGCUCUAGUUGGGAUGAGAUGAUUGAUUCAUGUGCUUUUCAGUUAUCUCAUGACUUGAUUCAACAUCAUGUUCAAUUUUUGCAUGACAAAUCGCAUAAGAAUAAUCGCCAUGAACAGAAAGAAGUCUUUACUUCCAUGGAAAUCAGUGUACAAGGUGAAUCUAAAUCCAGUUUGAGUGAGCAACCCUUGUGUGGAGUUGCUUCUAGGGAGAAUCCAACUCAGCUGGCUGCAAUCAGAGCUCAACAAGAGCCACCACCAAAUAAUGCGAAAGAUAGCGUCGAGAAUGUUCAGAAACUUUUCGAGGACAGAGUUCAAAGAUAUCCUUCUAGUAGGAUGGUAAAAGGCAACGAGUCACUUGCUAUUGUUGCUUUUGGAAUUCAGAUACUGCAGCACCCGCAGUUCUCUAAACUUUGUUGGGUUACCUCAAAGCUGCAGGAAGGACCCUGCACUGAUAUAAAUGGGCCAUGGAAUGGCUGGCCAUUUAAUUCCUGUUUAUUGCAUACCAGUGCCUCACCUGAUAAGUCAGUAAAUGGAGGAAACAAUGUUGUUAAGGGGAAGGAAAAGACUCUCCAUGUGAGAGGGCUUGUUGCUGUUGGCUUAUUAGCUUAUAGAGGUGUCUACGAAUCUGUUAUUGAAGUCUGUGCUGAGGUGAGAAAGGUAUUGGAACUGUUAGUUGGACAGAUCCGAACUAAACUUUUGGAAAAGAGAAAUCGGUUUCGGUAUUUUCAUAUUCUAUCUCAAGUAGCUUAUCUGGAUGAUAUCGUGAACAGCUGGGCUUACACCUUUCAAAGAUUACAUGGUAGCAGGACAGGAACAUCAGGUUCAAAGAGUUCAUGCUCCAAAGAACAUCAAAGCUCCAUGCAUGCUGCAGAAACCAAUGUACAAGUUGCUCCUACCGGCAACUCUGCUGAGUUUGAAGACAUACCAGCCGAACACAUACAGGACCAUGAAGUUGUUCCUGGUCCUAAUGAGAUGCAAGACAAUCCAGUUCAGUGUACUGCAGAGCAAGUUGGAAUCCAUACUAAUGUCUGUGACCUUGAUGGUGAUCAUGUGACAUCUAUAUCCAGCAAGGAUGCAGUGGAACACAGUCUUAUUCAUUCAGCUUCGCCAGAGGUGCAUAGGUGUAACCUUACACAUGUGGAUACAUCAGCAAAUGAUGGAGAAUGCAGUGGAGCAAACAACAAUGGGAAAGUGUACGAUUUAACUUAUGAUGAUGAGAACUGCAGACCAGAUAUUCAAAGAUCUGGAAACCACACAGAGUCUGUUGAAUACUUAAAUGACCUGCAGAAGGCAGAAAAUUCUGUUGGAUCCUCUGCAAGCGCUGACAGUACAGAAAUACCAAGGAAGGUUGUUUCUUCCGAAGCUUGUGGUGAUGAUAAUGAGUUGAAGGAGAAUAAUCCUCUGAAUGAUGUGGAAUUAAGUCAUUUGAUUGAUGGUCAACUUGAAUAUGACAUGAAUAAUCUUUCUGUCCCAAAAUCUUCAUGUCUCUACAAAUGUUGCUCUCCAUGCUUCCGCGCUGUUUAUAAGAUGGUUCAUGGUACUCUAUCAAAUUCUCUAAGGCCUAAUCUGCAUUGCCUAACAGUUGAUGAUACGCAUGACAUUUUGUCAUCAUGGUGCAUGAAUCUGUUAGCUACUGUUAGAAAAUGUUACAGCUCCCAAGAUGAGGUCAGCUGUGAAGAAAAUCUUGAAACAAAAACCUUCUUAGAGCAUUGUGCUUGUAAGAGUGAUCUUCGUCAUCUUUCAAGGGAGUGCAUAUGCCACUUGGAAAGCAAUGAGGAUACUGAAACUGCAAAUACUGAUUGCUUAUCAGGACAAAGUUUAAGUUUUUUCUUUAAGGAUGGUGUGUGGAUGCCAUCGAAUGUCACUGCAGAAACAACAAUUCAUUGCAGCUUCAGGAAAUUCUGCAUUUGCUCGAUAUUAGGAACAAUUUCUAUGCUCAGUCAAUUCUCCAGUUGAUGAGAUUGUCUGAGAUAAAAAAAGUACAGAGUUCUUUAAUGCUCUAGGUGCCACAGUUCUGAUUUUGCUCUGAGUUGUCUGUCUCCAGUUUUGCACAUGUCACAAGAUCAUCUGGAUGUCUUCUGUUGGUUUAUUGGAAUUUUGUCACCCUUAUGCAACAUACGAGCUUGCUCUUGUUGCAAAUGAAUUGCCUCUACCUGCUAUGGUCAGUAGUGGAAUGCUGAUUGUUGUAUUUGCUUCGCAGCCUGGAUAUAUAAAGAGAAGCUAAGCUAUUCAUCUUCAGUUUUUCAGUGAAGUUACUCUGUUGUAGAGUAUGGACUGCUGGAAUCUGUAUGGUUAGCUGAUGAUUGAUGCCUUGUUGCUUCUAAUUAUAUGAUGCAUUACAGCUAAGCCAUCGAGUUGAAACAAGGUUGAAUCUUAUAGCAUUUUAAGCUGUACAAUAAUACUCAUCACCGGUAUGCUUUCUAUUGAGCAACUAACAUCCAGCAUGAUGAAUCUUUGUAGUUAUGAACACACUGUUUUAGAUUAAUGAGGUUGAAUUAUAUUUUGCAGUUGCUUCUAGGAAUGUAAACAAGUUUAGUAGAGGCAAUUGUCAAUGAAACAAGUUUCUAAUUGCUGUUUAUUGCAAUGGUAUUGAUGUGACCCUUACAGAUUUACCCCUAAUCUUUUCUUUUUUUAGAAACUUAUAAGACAGCUUUAGAUGUAAGCAGUAGAGUUUCUUUAGAUGUUUAAAUGUUUCAUAUGCGACUGAAUAAUUCAUAUAUUAUUUCUUUCACACACACACACACACACACACACACUCCCUCUGUCCCAAAUAUAUUAUUAAUCGUUUUUGCUUUAGUGAUGGAUGAGGUCACAAGGGAUAUACAAGGUGAGAUCCCUUGGUGUAUGCUCUUUGCUAAUGAUGUGGUGCUAGUUGACGAGAGUAGGGCAUGGGUUAAUAGGAAGUUAGAGCUGUGGAGACGCACGUUAGAGUCGAAAUGGUUCAGACUUAGUAGGACCAAGACCGAGUACAUGAUGUGCGAUUUCAGCGCGACUAGGCAUGAUGGGCGAGACGUUAGUCUAGAUGGGCAAGUGGUGGUCCAGAAGGAUACUUUUCGGUAUUUAGGAUCGGUCCUACAAAAGGAUGGCGACAUUGAUGAAGAUGUUAGGCAUAGAAUUUCAGCUGGCUGGUUGAAAUGGCGGCAAGCUUCUGGCAUCCUUUGUGACAAGAGGGUGCCACAAAAGCUAAAAGGCAAAUUCUAUAUGACAGCAAUUCGUCCGGCGAUGUUAUACGGUGCUGAAUGUUGGCCUACAAAAAGGCGACAUGUCCAGCAACUAAGUGUAGCAGAAAUGCGGAUAUUGUGGUGGUUUUGCGGGCACACAAGGAGGGAUAGAGUCUGGAACGAAGUUAUUCGGGAUAGGGUCGGGGUGGCACCAAUUGAGGAGAAACUUACCCAGCAUCGGCUGAGAUGGUUUGGACAUGUCCAACGAAGGCCUCCUGAGGCGCCGGUGCGUAAUGGGGUUCUUGAGCGGGUCGAUAAUGUAAAGAGCGGUAGAGGUAGACCUAAACUGACGUGGGAUGAGUCGGUUAAGAGAGAUCUUAAGAAUUGGAAUAUCUUUAAAGAGAUAGCUUUGGAUAGGAGCGCUUGUAGACUAGCUAUCAAUGUGCUCGAACUUUGAACUUAUUUCUUUCGGGUUUCAUCUCUAGCCUACCCCAACUUGCUUGGGAAAAAAGGCUAUGUUGUUGUUGUUGUUGUUAGCUUUUCUAGGUGCAUAGUUUUUGUUAUGCUUCUAGACAUGUUAUGUCAAGAUGCAUAGCAAAAUCUAUGUAUAUAGAAAAGUCAAAAUGAUUAAUAAUUUGGGACGGAGGGAGUAGCUAUAUAUUUGAACUUCAAAACAAAGCAGUGUUUGGUAGGUUGAGCCCAUUAGAAAUCUAAAUAGCACUAGGCAGGUGGUCGCUGCUAGCAGCAAUCCUGUGUGUGCAUGUAUGUGUCCAUGUGCAUGCUAGUGUCCAGGUACAUGGUCAUUAGUUUGCAGAUUUCCUGCUGCUAGUUAGUGAGAAUAGUAACCAAUCAAAGUAGUAAUUGCUGUUGUUAUUAGCUGAUUGAUUCAGGCCAGUGAAGUGUUCGGCUGUGUACAAAAGCAAGGAAAACAGAAAAGGCAGCAAGCAAUUGCAGCGCCAAAGUACUGUGUAUGUGCGUGUGUUCCUGUUAGAGGAGUCAAGAGCCUAUUGGGCCUUAGCCCAUUAGGAUUAAUUAGUCGCUUGCUUAGGGGUCAAGUAAACCUCUCUAUAUAAGGAGAGGAGAUGUAUCAAUCUAAUCAAGCAAGAGAUUAGAAG